This is a messenger RNA of Closterium sp. Yama58-4, 507 nucleotides long. Lineage: Eukaryota; Viridiplantae; Streptophyta; Zygnematophyceae; Desmidiales; Closteriaceae. The record is from the annotation of a GenBank genome assembly.
AUGUCUAAGGUGACCCCCGCCACCGUCCCCCACUUUGUCCUGCCCUCCCUCCCCUAUGUGUGCAGUUUCGGUGUGCUCAUGCUUGUUGUGCUCACGGGUCGCAGCCCCCACACGACCGAGGGUGAAAAGGAUGGCCACAUUUUGCAAUGGGCAGAGAAUUGCAUUUCCUCUAAGAAAACGACCCCCGUGAAGGACCUGACUCAUCUGAGCAUGGACGCCCCGGAUGAUGCUGUGCUGCGCCUGGCCCAGCUGGCUCUGCGCUGCACUGUGCAGCGCACUGCAAGCCGGCCCAGCAUGGCAGACAUUGCCAACGAGCUGCAGGGAAUCAGGCACGAGGUGGUGGGGAAGGAGGAGCUCAGUGCAGCGAUCAAGGUGGAUGCGCAAGCAGAGGAGAUGCGGAUUGGGAUGUCGCUGAGGAAAAGCUUGGGUGCAGAGCUGGAAGCCAUUGUGAGCAUGGAGGAGGAGGAAGAGUCUAACGGGGAGCAAGCAGGCACGUCUAUCCAGUGA